CUCCUGGGGACUGGGAGACAUGGACACAUCUGGAUUGUUCCACUAAUAUUUCCAGCUGAGGAUUGUGCUGCUGCAGCCAUGGGAAUAGGGACAGCACUGUGAGACUGACUUCUUAACAAAUGAAUGCGGUGCGAGAGGAAUGGGACUCUGCUGCUUUGGUGUUCAGGUCACCAGAGAUGCAAAUCAAGGAAAGUUCUCAUCUUGAAAACCUGCUGAAAAUGCUCUUUUCCUACCUCGAUCUCACCCUUCCCGAAGGCGAUUCCUGCGAUGCGCUCAGGGCCGAGCGACCACCGUCAGUGACUGGGGAGAGUUCAUGUUAAGCAUCUGAUCUAUUCCACCUUGGAUAUGGAUGAAGGACUUUUUGGGUCGGACCAGUUGGACGAGGCAGCUGAUCAUCCAAUGAGCUUCUCUAGCAUGCCGGAGCUAGAGGGCCCCCUGCAGUCUCCCAAGGAAGAGCGACCCUACAAAUGCAACCAGUGCGACAAGACUUACCGCCACGCAGGAAGUUUGGUAAAUCAUAAAAAGACCCAUCAGAUCGGACUCUACACUUGCCUCAUCUGUCAGAAAGAAUACUCCAACCCCAUGGGACUGAAAAACCACCUGCGUAUUCAUUCUGAGGAAAAGCGCUUCAGGUGCAGCGAAUGCGGGCUGUGUUUUCGGAUGGCGCGGCAACUGUCCAGUCAUCGCAAGGAAGUCCAUGCCUUUUACUGCGUGACCAACGGAGAAAAUGUACCGGGCAGCCAAGAAAGCAUGGACUCCGCUGCUCCUGUACUGGCAGAAAACAGCAGCUUGAUUAGUAACAUAGAGAAUUACAUUGCCGAGUCCAUGGUGCCAGGAGAUUUCUCCCAACUUAUUUCAAAGUAUUACCCAGAUGUAAAAGGCGCAGUGGAGUAUGAAGCGAGCCACGACGAAGAACUGGAAACUGCCACAGAGCUAAAGGAUGUCCACGUAGCUGACAGUAGCUCGGAGGAACGCCGGUACAAAUGCAAGCAGUGUGGCAAAGCCUACAAGCACGCAGGUAGCCUGGCCAAUCACAAGCAGAGCCAUAAAGUUGGAGUCUAUCAGUGUGUUGUCUGCUUUAAGGAAUUCUCGAACCUUAUGGCAAUGAAAAAUCACUGCCGUCUCCACUCAGACUCGAGAAAUUCAAGGCUUUUGAAGUCACCCUGUUCCAUAGCAACGCUAGUCGAGCAUGCUACGGUAAACAACGCAGCACUUGUAGCACCACAACCAGCCAUAUUUAAUGCACAAGAGAAGUGCGAUGAACAGCUGGCUAUGUUGGAUGGUUCAGAAGGCAGCAUCUCAGAUGAAGAGACACUAAAAACGCCUCCUGAUAGACUUUGUAGUUUGCAAGAUCCUAUGCUAUUAAGUCCCUCUGGAAUGACCAAUGGGCAACAGACUGGUAUAGACACUAGUAUAGACCUUGGCCUUCAGGGUUCAUGCAAAGAUAGUACAGUUUAUGAUAUGAGUGCAGCAGGUCUUACACAUUCUUUUAGACCAGAGGAUAAAGUUGGCCAGGGCCAAUCAGAGCAACCUGGGCCAGAAGGUACAGAUGAAGAGGAAGCUAAAGCAGGGGAGAACUUGGAAAGCCGACCUUUUAAGUGCCAACUGUGUGAAAAAAGCUAUAGGCAUGCAGGGAGCCUCAUUAACCACAAAAAAACUCAUCAAACCGGAGUGUACAGUUGCUCUGUGUGCUCCAAGCAGCUUUUUAACAUGGCGGCCUUAAAAAACCAUGUCCGAGCUCACUUCAAGUCCAGGGCGGGAAGGCGCUUGGAAGACGGCUAUUAUGAACCUGUUAGCUUUUCUGAUGAACUCUUCCACCGUACAGAGGAAUUGUACAAGUGUGAGGUUUGCAAUGAAAUAUUAUCGUGCAAGAGAGACUUUCUGCAGCACCAAAUGUUUCAUCAGCAAGAGUUCAUGAAAGAUGGCUGCAACGAUGUCCCUAAGGCAGGAGUUGGCUCUGGCAUGGAGAAUUGUUUGGGAGACAAUCUCCAGGGUUCUCAUGGCAGCAUUGAGGACUCUGCUUACUCCAAUGGUCCUGCGAUUCUAGAAGCAAUCAAGAGGGAGGUGGAAAAUCUGUCUUCUCAGGAGUCGAUACAGCAGAGUUCUCGUCAGGGCACAAUGCAAAGUCCUGGGGAAGGCUUCAGGAAAGAGAGCGUAGGUGAUGAUUUCCAGGAUACCUUUGCAUGCGUUGAACAGUCUUCAGAAGACCACAUUAUUUCAAAAGAGACAGACUCUUCUGGAGUGGAAGAACAUGACCCAACACAGGAUGACCGGCCUUAUAAAUGUGAAGCCUGUGGAAGGACUUACAGACACAAAAGCAGUUUAUUGAAUCAUAAAUUAACUCACCAGACAGGAGUUUAUCAGUGCUCCAUCUGCCCCAAGCAAUACUCCAACCUGAUGGCACUGAGAAACCACCUCCGCUUCCAUGCUAGACGGUCUUCCGGAAGACAAAGUACCUCCCUACAGAGCCAUCAGUUUCCUCAUAACAAGUCGGAUGAAUCUCAGAAUAUGGGAAGUCCUAUCGAUGGAACAUCUUUACAAUUUAGUUUAAAUGAAGAGGAGACCUACACAACUGAUGUAGAGGGCACUGAGCAAACACCAGGUGAGCUCUCCAUCACUUGCUCCUGUGGGAAGUUCUUUAAUUGUGCCGAAAGCUUUCAGACUCACAGUCAGGUCUGCGUGAAAGCGGCGGCCGACUCUAGUUCUACAGCUGCCCCGACAGAAUUAAAAGGUGAUUUGUUCAACAUUUGUGAAACAAAAGAGGCAACAGAGGCCCAUGAAAACAUUCCAGAAGCCCAAGAACAACAAACAGGAAAAAGGCUUUAUGAAUGCAACCUUUGUGAAAAGUCCUAUAGACAUUCAGGUAGCUUAAUCAACCAUAAGCGAACACAUCAGACAGGAGACUACGUGUGCUCUGUUUGCUCCAAGCAUGUACAUAACCUGGCUGCCUUAAAAAAUCACCUCCGAAUUCACCACAAACUUAAAAGAAGACAAGGAGAAAGAAGUGACAGCUCCGGGUUUCUCUUUCCUGAUAUGUAUUACUCCCAGGGAAGCAAGGAAAUGUUCAACUGUGGGAAUUGCGAUGAAGUAUUCCAAAGCGAGCAGGACCUCGUGUCUCAUCAGGAGAUGCACGUUCUGCUGGGGGAUAGUUGGGAUCAGGGGAAAGAUUCGGGUGUGAUGGAACUGAAUGUGACCAGUACAGAAGAAAAAGAAGAAUCCUGUUUUAUGAGUAUUGACGACUAUAAUGACUGGGAAGGUUUAAAGUCCUCAGAACUUGAUAGGAAGACCGAUCAAGAUCCCGAAAAUAAAGACAUUGAUUCUACAGACAAUAUGACCGAUCACAAUUACUCCUGCGAAGAGUGUGGAGAGCAGUUUACGAGUUCUGUCGAAUUAACUGAUCACAAACAUACUCAUCAGACUGGUAUCUACCAGUGUUCAUUCUGCCCCAAAGAAUAUCCUGACUUGUUAUCCUUAAGGAACCAUUUUGUAUCUCAUACAAAGCUCCAGGUUCUCAGGAAUGGUAACCGAGAAGCCUCAGAUGGGUCAGAUGAUAGGGAACAUGUAGGCAGCCUUCCAUCCUUUGAUAAUCGCUACGACUGUGGUCACUGCGGAAUGAUAUUCUCAAACGAAGCCGAUUUCCAUCAGCACCAGGUUGCCCAUGAAAAUCAGGUGAUCAGUAGUCUCCCUGGUAACCCUACUGACGAUGAACAGAUACAAGAGUUUACCUUCCCUAUGCACACAUCAGAGCAAGAGCUGCUAAGAAGCAUAAACAAUGAGAUGGAAGGCGGGGAGUCCACUGAAGUGUCUGACGGAGGUCCUCAUCUAUCCCAUAUAUGUGGCUUCUGUGGAAAAACCUAUGAUGAUUUGGCAAGUUUAGAGGCCCACAGUUUAAGUCAUGCUGAUGAAGCACCUCCUGCAGAUAAAAGCCCCGUCCAUGCUGAAGUGGAUCUAGAGGAUACAAAUGUGCAAGCAAACACCGAUAUAAAGCAAGAAGAAGAAGAAAAUACUCCCGCUGAGCCUCCCAAUAAUGACGAAAGUCAAGAGCGUCGGCCAUAUACUUGCGACAAGUGUGGAAAGUCUUAUCGACACGGAGGGAGCUUAGUAAACCAUAAAAAGACUCACUUGGUGGGCAACUUUAAAUGCUUUGUAUGUUCCAGGCAGUACCCCAACCUAGCGGCUUUUAGAAACCACCUGCGGCAUCAUCCCAAGUGUAAAACGGGGGCAUCGUACAGCAAUAUUCAGGAGCUGCAGCCGCAAAGCCCACACGAUAAUAAUGGAGAGAUUCCGAACAGUUCCUCUGCUUCUAGUGUCCCCCUACCAGAUCCUUAUUCUUCCCAGGAAAACUCUAACGAAUGCUUCAACCCACUACUUAGUAACCUAGGUUUACAAAGCCACGGCUCAGUCCAUCUUCCUUUCCAAACCCACAAAACCCGUUACAAGUCUUUAAGUCGGCCUGCUGGAGUCAGAUCUUCAAGAAAGUCUGGCAGAAGGAGGAGACUAGUUGCAAGUCGUAGCCUAGAAGAAGCUGCUCAGAACACAGCAAAAAGGGAUUCUCAGAAUGCGUCGGAGGCUUCGGACAAACCUGUUCAAAUAUGUCCGUUUUGUGACAAGGUGUUCCUUUUUGUCGACGAGCUUCUGAAACAUCAGUCCGACAGCUGCGAUAGCGCCAAGUGCAAUAAAGAAACAAGGCCUGCAAAUACCGUAGACCAAGUGGACAUUAAAGAAACUCCUCCCCUGUCUCUUGACAGGUUUGGUCAGAAAGGGGAGGCAGAAGAGGCGUCUCAGCAACGUCCGUUCCGCUGUGAAGUGUGUGGAAGGAGCUAUAGGCACGCUGGAAGUCUCAUUAACCACAAACAAACUCACAAAACUGGCAUCUUCCGCUGUGCUAUUUGUCAGAAGCCCUUUUUUAACCUUAUGGCUAUGAAAAAUCACAACCGCAUCCACUUUGAGCUGAAGAGGCACAAGUGCGUGGACUGUGGCAAAGCCUUUCGCCUACGCAAACAGCUGGAAACACACCAAAGAAUACACAAGGAAAAAGCUUCAGCUAAAAGGCCUGGCCGACGCAAUCGCCGGGUUGCCCGAUCUCGCAGGGGCUCUGCGUUGCAAAAGUCACUAAGUGACGGCGUCCCGGCUUCCAAUGUUCGGAAAGAGUCUUCUGUUAAAGAUAAGGAAGGAAGAGACCAAAUCGGACUUGGGGCUUCGGUUAAGAGGGAUCCUGACGCCCGGCCUUACCAGUGUAAGGAUUGUGGGCGUUCGUAUCGACAUGCAGGUAGUCUUUUUAACCACAAGAAAAGCCACACCAUGGGACACUACUGCUGCUCUGUUUGUGGCAAAACCUACCCAAACCUCAUGGCCAUGAAAAACCAUCAGCGAACUCACUACGAAGCAAAGAGGCACGCUUGUGGAGAGUGCGGCAAGAGCUUUAAGUGGAAGCGGCAGCUGAUUAGACAUCAGCACGUCCAUAUCAAAGGGCAGAUCAAGCAAGAAAAUGGCACCUCAGCAGGAGAAACUGUUGGCAUGAGCGCAGGUCUUCCAGGAACCAUUGCGGCAUUUACCCAGGAACUGGAGGACAAUCCCUCCAAAGCCUCGUUACAGACCAAAUGUAGCCAUUGUGGAAUAGUAUUUGUCGGUUACGAUGACCUGGAAUGUCACGUGUGCAUGGAAACCGGUGUUAAUGAAAGUCCAGUAAAAGCGGAAAAUGGCGUGAAUGAAGUGGGCGUGUCUCUAGAUCCAGCACAGAUACAGCAGACGGAGGAACGGCCUUACCGGUGCAACUUGUGUGCCCGUACCUAUCGCCACGCCGGAAGUCUGCUCAACCACAAGAACACUCACAAGACCGGACUGUACAAAUGCUCCGUCUGCCUUAAGCAGUUCUCUAAUCCCAUGGCGAUGAAGAACCAUUUCCGAACCCACACGGCAGAGAAACGCUUCCAGUGCCUUGAGUGCGGCAAAGCAUUUCGCUCUUCCAGAGAGCUGAUUUGUCAUCACAGAGUCCACACCGGCGAAAGGCCUUUCCAUUGCCCAACCUGCAACCGUGGGUUUAGCAGCAAGCUGACGCUUCGGCACCACCAGCGGAGCCACACAACUUCGCUCACUACUCAGACUGUUCCUUCCUCCCUCGAUGUGCCCGCUGAAGGUACGGAGACCUGCGAGGAGGAUCCCUCAGGUUCUGCCGAAGAUGCUUCUAAACUCGGUUCUUCGAAUAGCCAAGAGGAACGUAGGUUCAAGUGUAACCAAUGUGACCGGUCUUACCGGCACGCAGGGAGUUUGCUCAACCAUCGUAAAACCCACAGCACUGGGGUGUACCAAUGCCCCGACUGCCACAAAGAGUUCUUCAACCUCCUUGCCCUGAAGAACCACCUCCGAAUCCAUCGAUACCCGUGUCCGGACUGUGGGAAAGCCUUUCGUAUUGCCAGCCACUUAGCCACUCAUCGUAAGAUCCACGAGCAAGGGGGGCCAUUCACCUGCCAACUCUGUAGCAAGCGCUUCUUCUGCCGCUCCACCUUCGAACAACAUCAACUCACCCAUAGCAGCCAAGACACCGACCUACUAGAGCCUCAACCCAUGGGCAACUUAAUGGUGGAAGUCACAUGAAAGUGACCAAAGUCGGUAAAGGCACUACCCCGUUGCCAUGGAACCGCUCCGCCUCCUGGAAAAAAAAGACUGAGGUUCCGUUUUUUUUUGUUUUUCACGUUUAUCUGUGUGCCAUAAACACUUUAAUGACUUGUCCGCCUGUAAAUAAGAAAGCUUAAUAACGACCGGACGCCGACACUUUCUAAAUUGUAAGCAAAAGUGGUACAGGUUUUUCUUUGUUCCUUCACUUAACUGAUUUUUCUUUUUCAUUUCGUUUUUCUAUAAAAACUGCAAAAAAAGGAAAAAAAAAAAAAUAAUCCAAGGAAAAAUAACCCUUUUUUAGCAGAUGCACUUCUGUGAAAUAUUAAUGGUGCUUUAACGGGACUUUGGACACUGUCGGGGGUGUCUCUUAUAGAGAUAAGACAUAACACAUCGGCCCUAUCCCUAGUUAGAAGAUCACCGCCCCCUAUUACUAGUAUUAUAAACAUUCAGGUGGGGGGGGGGGAUACGUUAGGGGCAGCACAUUCGCUUGAAACGGGUUUACGCCGCCCUCCUAUAAGGCUGUUAUUGGGGCUCAUUCCCUGGGCGGCGUCGGCCUGCAGCGCUGUGCAGCCGUGGGGUUAAUUUAUAUUGUACAGAGUUCUGGGAACCUGUAAUGCUCACAGUGAGGGACGGGGGUGAUACACAUAAAUUAAUAUGGAAAGUCUACCUGUGUGCGCUGUCUUUUUAUUCCCCUUCCCAAGGAGUAAACAAGGGAUUCUUAGUCUGACUCCUCCCAUGGGAACUCCUGGGCGGGGCCAUUCCAUGGAAAUGCCAGGGUGGGGCUAUUACAGUGACUCAUAUAUUGUUCUGAAUCUGUCCCCUCCCAUGGGAACUGCUGGGCGGGGCUAUCACAGCUAUUACCUUCUUAUUCUGAACCUGUCCCCUCCCAUGGGAACUGCUGGGCGGGGCUAUCACAGCUAUUACCCUCUUGUUCUGAACCUGUCCCCUCCCAUGGGAACUGCUGGGCGGGGCUAUCACAGGGAUUAACCUCUUAUUCUGGAUCUGUCCCCUCCCAUGGGAACUGCUGGGCGGGGCUAUCACAGGGAUUAACCUCUUAUUCUGGAUCUGUCCCCUCCCAUGGGAACUGCUGGGCGGGGCUAUCACAGGGAUUAACCUCUUGUUCUGAAUCUGUCCCCUCCCCUGGGAACAGCUGGGCGGGGCUAUCACAGGGAUUGCCCUCUUGUUCUGUAUCUGUCCCCUCCCCUGGGAACUGCUGGGCGGGGCUAUCACAGCUAAUACCUUCUUAUUCUGAACCUGUCCCCUCCCAUGGGAAGUUCUGGGCGGGGCUAUCACAGGGAUUACCCUCUUGUUCUGUAUCUGUCCCCUCCCCUGGGAACUGCUGGGCGGGGCUAUCACAGGGAUUGCCCUCUUGUUCUGUAUCUGUCCCCUCCCCUGGGAACUGCUGGGCGGGGCUAUCACAGCUAAUACCUUCUUAUUCUGAACCUGUCCCCUCCCAUGGGAAGUUCUGGGCGGGGCUAUCACAGGGAUUACCCUCUUGUUCUGAGUCUGUCCCCUCCCAUGGGAAGUGCUGGGCGGGGCUAUCACAGGGAUUACCCUCUUGUUCUGAGUCUGUCCCCUCCCAUGGGAAGUGCUGGGCGGGGCUAUCACAGGGAUUACCCUCUUGUUCUGAAUCUGAUCCCUCCCAUGGGAAGUGCUGGGCGGGGCUAUCACAGGGAUUAACCUCUUGUUCUGAAUCUGAUCCCUCCCAUGGGAAUUGCUGGGCGGGGCUAUCACAGGGAUUAACCUCUUGUUCUGAAUCUGAUCCCUCCCAUGGGAACUGCUGGGCGGGGCUAUCACAGGGAUUAACCUCU
This is a messenger RNA of Xenopus tropicalis (tropical clawed frog), 8426 nucleotides long. It is a transcript of the gene znf646, whose product is annotated as zinc finger protein 646. NCBI's taxonomy places the organism in Eukaryota, Metazoa, Chordata, Amphibia, Anura, Pipidae. The record is from RefSeq and is a predicted model, not a curated record. Bases 346 to 6594 code for a protein of 2082 amino acids. The transcript has 3 exons.